Molecule: messenger RNA, 1323 nt
Organism: Lotus japonicus
Lineage: Eukaryota; Viridiplantae; Streptophyta; Magnoliopsida; Fabales; Fabaceae
Product: protein FAR1-RELATED SEQUENCE 5-like
Exons: 3
Coding region: 1-1323 (440 amino acids)
Molecular function (GO): DNA-binding transcription factor activity, RNA polymerase II-specific
Source: RefSeq, a predicted model, not a curated record
AUGACAUUCAGCAGCAUUGGAAUGUGGGAUUUGGCUUUCGUAGGCAUUGAACCUAAAAGUGGGAAUGGAGUAGACAUAAUGAUACCUGAGGAAGUAAAUAGGCCCAAUAUGGAGAUUGUGCCUUCUGUGGAUCUUACAAAAGCUUUCACCACUAGCCAAGCUUUUGAAUCCUCCAAAGAUCUUGUUAAUUGGGCCAAAGCUGUAGGUAAAGAGCAUGGCUAUGUUAUUAUUAUUCAGAAGUCGGACUAUGGAUCUGACAAAAGGAGGGCCGUGAUGACACUAGGAUGUGAGCGUGGCGGCAAAUAUAAACCAUCCACAUCGGUGUUAAAGCGAAAUCGGACUGGAACUAAGAAGUGUAAUUGUCCAUUCAGGCUAAGGGCAAGGCGUAGUAAUAAAGAUAAAAUGUGGACGGUGCUUGUGCAUAGUGGGAUCCAUAAUCAUGACAUUGCUGAGGUUUUGCAGGGUCACUCAUAUGUUGGCCGUCUAAAUCCAGAGGAAAAGGCGAUGGUGGGAGAAAUGAUUGAAGAAAGGGUCAAGGCCAGUGAUAUUUUGAUUGCUAUAAGGAAACACAACCCAACCAACUUGACUAGAAUUAAACAGAUUUACAAUGAGAAGCAAGCAUACAACAGGUUGAAGAGGGGAUCGUUGACCGAGAUGCAACACUUGAUGAAGUUGUUGGAAGAACACAAAUACGCACAUUGGUCCAGGGUGCAGGAUGGUACUGAUGUGGUCAGAUCUUUGUUUUGGGCACACCCUGAUUCCAUUCACUUAUUCAAUGAGUUUCCUCAUGUUGUGAUUCUGGAUAGUACAUACAAGACCAAUAGGUACAGGAUCCCUUUACUUGAGAUGGUGGGGGUUACGUCGACAAAUUUGACAUACUCAAUUGCUUUUGCGUACAUGCAGAAUGAGCAAAAGGAUGAGGUUGUUUGGGCUGUGAAUAGAUUAAAAGACUUGAUCAUUAAUGAGGACAAUCUGCCGAAGGUCUUUGUUACAGACAAAGACCAAGUUUUGAUGGAAGCAUUGGAAACUGUUUUUCCCGCAGCUCGCUGUCUUCUAUGUCAGUUUCAUGUACUUAAGAGUGUAACUGGCGAGAUGAAGAAACUUGUGAAAGACAUUGAGACACGUGAAGACAUUACUGAUAGAUGGAAUCGAUUGAUGUAUGCUGCCAACGAGGUUGAGUAUGAUAAAGCUGUGGGUGCUAUGUCGAAUACCGGUGAGCUCUGGACUUACAUUGAGACUAACUGGUUGCCUUUGAGAAGCAAGUUUGUGAAGUUUGAGAUUGAUACUUGUAUGCACAUGGGGUGCACGACAACAAACAGGUAA